Messenger RNA from Neolamprologus brichardi, 1195 nucleotides. The record is from RefSeq and is a predicted model, not a curated record. Lineage: Eukaryota; Metazoa; Chordata; Actinopteri; Cichliformes; Cichlidae.
CAGCAGAAACAACAGCAGAUCAGGCCUCGCCCCCCUGCCGUACUGACAGAGUGUGUGUGUCUGCAGGCGUGGCGGUGCUGAGGAAGUGGAUUGCAGGUGGAGUUUGUCGCUGUUCGGUUCGUCUGGAUGGGAAAACAGUUGUGAUCACUGGAGCAAACACUGGCAUCGGCAAAGAGACGAGCAGAGAUCUGGCACGCCGAGGAGCCCGGGUGGUGAUGGCAUGCAGGGACCUGACCCGGGCAGAACGGGCGGCCGAGGAAAUCCGCCAGUCGACAGGAAAUGGUAACGUGGUGAUCAGACACCUGGACCUCGCUUCCACUUACUCCAUUAGACAGUUUGCUAAAGACUUCCUGGACAGCGAAGAAAGGCUGGACAUCCUCAUCAACAAUGCAGGAGUGAUGAUGUGUCCAAAACAGCUGACUGAGGACAACUUUGAGACACAGCUGGCGGUCAACCAUCUGGGUCACUUCCUGCUCACCAAUCUGCUGCUGCCGAAGCUGAAGAGCUCCUCCCCCAGCCGUGUGGUCAACGUGUCCUCCGUUGCCCACCGUGGAGGUACCCCCACCCCCUUAAAAGACCUCAGUGCUGAUGUUUGCGUUGUUUCUUUAACACCUCGUGUUUUUACAGGUCGUAUUGACUUUGACGACCUGUUCUUCAGCCAGAGGCCGUACAGCGCUCUGGAGAGCUACAGGCAGAGCAAACUGGCCAACAUCCUCUUCUCCAGAGAGCUGGCCCGCCGUCUCUCAGGCUCUGGCGUGUCGUCGUUCUCUCUUCACCCAGGCGUGAUCCGGACGGAGCUGGGUCGCCACGUGGAGGGUUGGUUCCCCCUGCUCGGGCUGCUGCUGAAGCUCCCAUCCCUGCUCCUCAUGAAGACUCCGUGGGAGGGCUGCCAGACCACCCUGUACUGCGCUGUGACGCCGGGCCUGGAGGACCUGUCUGGAUGCUACUUCAGCGACUGUGCAGAGAAAGAAACUGCUCCAGAGGGACGGGACGACGUGGUGGCAAGAAAACUGUGGGAGGUGAGCACACGUCUGGUCGGACUGAAGAACACCUGCUGACCUUUAACCUCUGACGCACGAAGCAAUGGAGCUGCAGGCUGCAGAAACAAACAGAUUUACCUCUUGUAGAGACAAAUGAAGCCCAGAUGUUCCAGCUGCUGAUAUUUCUCCUGUCCUCCAGAACCUGGACUCUCAUG